AUGCUGUUGCUACUGUCACUGCUGCCUCUCCUGCCGCCGCCGCUGCUGCCGCCGCCGCCGCCGCCGCUGGUCCUGCUUUUGCUUUUACUCCUCCUGCAUGACAGUUGUUUUCUCCAUCUGAGCAGACCCCAGUUUCAGAUGCUCGAGGUGAGAAACAUGCCUUUCAGUUUGGGCUACUGGUUUACUUAA
This is a messenger RNA of Eubalaena glacialis (North Atlantic right whale), 189 nucleotides long. RefSeq lists its product as uncharacterized. Lineage: Eukaryota; Metazoa; Chordata; Mammalia; Artiodactyla; Balaenidae. The transcript has a single exon. The record is from RefSeq and is a predicted model, not a curated record. The coding region runs from base 1 to 189 and encodes 62 amino acids.